Molecule: messenger RNA, 2014 nt
Organism: Microcebus murinus (gray mouse lemur)
Lineage: Eukaryota; Metazoa; Chordata; Mammalia; Primates; Cheirogaleidae
Product: cyclic GMP-AMP synthase-like
Biological process (GO): DNA damage response; positive regulation of defense response to virus by host; negative regulation of double-strand break repair via homologous recombination
Cellular component (GO): cytosol; site of double-strand break; nucleus
Molecular function (GO): 2',3'-cyclic GMP-AMP synthase activity; double-stranded DNA binding; chromatin binding
Source: RefSeq, a predicted model, not a curated record
ACACACACACACGAAUAUUAUUCAGCCAGGGAAAAAGAAUGAAAUCACAUCAUUUGUAGCAACGUUAAUGGAACUGGAGGUGGUCACAUUAAGUGAAAUAAGUCAGGCACAUUAGACAACUAUCACAAGUUCUCAGGCCCCUGCCACCCUCUUCCCGGCAGGGCGUGGCUCCCAGUGGCUUCCCGUUAGGUGCCUCCUCCCCGGGGCGCAGACGCUAAUUUCCGCCCAGAUAUUUAAGUUUCGUUUCCCAAGGCCACUGCUAGUUCUUCGUCCCGCGGCUUUCCCCUAAGGCGCAUUCUUCUUUCGGGGAGCAGAGAGCGCCAGCCAUGGACCCUCAGCGCGGAAAGGCGACGCCGGCAGCUUGGAACGCGGGAGCCGCGGUCCCCAUGGUUUUGGCGCGGAGUUGGUGGGGCGCCCGGACGGAACCCCGUGAGUCUCCAGCCGCCCCCAGGGCCGCCCAGGCCCACGCGGGGAGCGGCGGCUGCGCCUGGGGGUCGGGAUCCCAGCAGUUGCAUAGGGCGCAGGAGCAGUGGGCUUGGGCGGAGGGACUGGAGCCCCUGGUGUUCCCAGGGCCGCCCCUUCCCUGGGCUGGGUUCCACCCCGCGGGCGGCGCGCGCUGUCCCUGGGAGCAGACGCUCGCGCCCAGGCCCGCGAAGGUGCCCCGCCUCGGCCCGCGGGUUCCAGCUGCAAGUCUCGGCCGCGGGGAGGCGGCGCCUGGGGGCUGGAAGCUCCGGGCGGUGCUGGAGAAGUUGAAGUUGAGCCGCCAGGAGGUCUCGGACAAUGCCCAGGUGGUGAACCGGGUCGUGGACCACCUCCUGGAGAGACUGCAGAGCCGCGAGUCCGAGUUCAAAGGCAUCAGCAAGGUGCCGCUGCGCACCGGGAGCUACUAUGAGCGAGUGAAGAUUUCUGUACCCAAUGAAUUCGACGUCAUGUUUAAACUGGAAGUCCCCAGAAUUGAGCUGGAAGAGUAUGCCAACAGUGGUGUGUAUUACUUUGUGAAGUUCAGAAUAAAUCCGAUAGGAAAUCCUCUGAGUCCGUUUUUAUCAGCUUCUAAGGUGCUGUGGAAGUUUAGGGACAUCAUUAAGGAAGAAAUUAAAGAUAUAGAAGGUACAGAUGUCAUUGUGGAGAAGAAGAGAGGAGGGAGCCCUGCUGUAACGCUUCUUAUUGGAGAACGUGAAAAAAUAUCUGUGGACAUAAUCCUGGCUUUGGAAUCGACGAGUAGCUGGCCUCCCAGCACCCAGGAAGGCAUGCCCAUCAGUAAAUGGCUCGGACCAAAAAUUAGGGACGAACUAAGACGACAGCCGUUUUACCUCGUGCCAAAGCAUGCCAAGGAAGCAAAUGGUUUUCAAGAAGAAACGUGGCGCCUAUCCUUCUCUCACAUUGAAAAGCAGAUUUUGAAAGAUCAUGGAAAAGGUUGCUGUGAGGAAGGGGAACCGAAAUGCUGCAGGAAAGGUUGCCUAAAACUAAUGAAAUACCUUUUAGAACAGCUGAAAAAAAAGUUUGAGAACAGAAAAGAACUGAAUAAAUUCUGUUCCUACCAUGUGAAAACCGCCUUCUUCCACGUUUGUACCCAGUACUACGCGGACAGUCAGUGGCGCCCCCAAUACCUGGAAGUCCGCUUUGAUGACUUCGUGACGUACUUCCUUGAGUGCCUCAGGACAGAACAACUGCGGCAUUAUUUUGUUCCUGCAUUCAAUCUAUUCUCUCCUGACCAAAUUGACAAAACAAGUAAGGAAUUUCUGUCAAAGCAAAUUGAGUAUGAAAGAAACAAUGGGUUUCCAAUUUUUCGUGACUUUUGAGAUUAUAUUUUUAAAAAGGGUCAAGAAUAAUUAAUAAUUGGAAUGUUUGAGAUUUGUUAUAGCAAUGGUUGACUAAAAUGAAUGUAAAUCAUUAUUCAGUUCUCAGUUUGUUGUAAUGAACUCUAAUCAGUUUUCUAGGAAAGAGAUUAGUGAAGCAAUAAGAAGCAAAAGGAGUAUGUAAAAUCUAAAAACAUUACCAGAUAGGAAUGAAAAAA